AUGUCCGAAACUCACGAAACUAUCAUCAUAGUCGGAGCAGGCAUCGUCGGCUCCGCCCUAGCCCACUUCCUCUCAUCCUCCUCACCAACAACCCCGCGAACAAUCACCAUCAUCGACCGCUCCUUCGGCCCCCUCCUCGGCUCAACAGGCCACGCGCCCGGCUUCGUCGGCCAGUUCAAUGACUCUCCAGUCCUCACCAAGCUAGCCAUCGACUCCGUAUCAGAAUACACCAAGAUCCCCGGCGGCUUCGACACCGUCGGCGGCCUGGAAAUCGCCUUCCAGCCCGCGGGCUGCGAGCGCCUCAAGACGCGAUGCGCAGCUGCCGCGCAGCACGGCCUAGCCGCUGAGAUGCUGAGCCUGGAAGAAGCACAUACACUCGCCCCGGAACUCGUCAGAGAAGAAGGGUCUCCGGGGGCCGGGGCUGCAGUCUUAUUCCCUACCGACGGAACCGCCGACGCAUGCAGAAUCACCUCAUUCUACCAAGACUCUGCAAAGAAAGCAGGCGUCAGCUUCCUACAAAGCUCUGUCGACAAGCUCCUCUUCACAUCAGACGGCCGCAUCAAGGGCGUUCAGGUCCUCAACCUCGGCUCCGUACAGCAACUCGACGCCGACAAAGUCAUCCUCACAACGGGCAUCUGGGCCCGCGACCUCUGCCGCGACCUCCCCUUCCCCGUCCCCGUCAUCCCCGUCGGACACCCCUACAUGCACGCCCGCACCCAAAGCAACCCCCUGCCGCCUCCUCGCGAAAACCCGCUGCCGUUCGUGCGCUGGCCGGAGCACCACGUCUACGCCAGAGACCACGGCACCCGCUACGGCAUCGGAAGCUACGACCACCCGCCCGUGGGCUGCGCGCCCAACGCAGAAGACGGGACCGCGAUUGGGGUCUGGAUCCCUGAUUUCCGGCAGACGCUCGAGGCCGCUAGAAAAUUGCUACCUCCUGCGACUGCGGCGGAAUUUGAGGAGAAUGGGAGUGUGGGUGAGAGUCAGAGCAAGAGCAGGAGCUUCAAUGGGAUCUUUUCCAUGACGCCUGAUAAUAUGCCGCUUGCUGGCGCGGUGAGGUCGGUGCCUGGGUUGCACAUGGCUGUUGCGGUGUGGGUUACGCACGCUGCUGGGACGGCCAAGUUUUUGACUGGGCUUCUUAAUGGGGAGGAGGUCAAUCAGGAGACGCUGAAGGCUCUUGAGCCGGAGAGAUUUGCUGGGCGGGACUUUGCGACGCUGGAGGAGGAGUCGCUUUGUGGGUAUAAUUCUAUCUAUAAGACUGUGGCCAAAUAG
Colletotrichum fioriniae is the source of this 1272-nucleotide messenger RNA. NCBI's taxonomy places the organism in Eukaryota, Fungi, Ascomycota, Sordariomycetes, Glomerellales, Glomerellaceae. The record is from RefSeq and is a predicted model, not a curated record.